Molecule: messenger RNA, 2100 nt
Organism: Apaloderma vittatum (bar-tailed trogon)
Lineage: Eukaryota; Metazoa; Chordata; Aves; Trogoniformes; Trogonidae
Product: protein FAM63B-like
Exons: 9
Coding region: 1-1185 (394 amino acids)
Biological process (GO): protein K48-linked deubiquitination
Cellular component (GO): cytosol; cell periphery
Molecular function (GO): K48-linked deubiquitinase activity; cysteine-type deubiquitinase activity; cysteine-type carboxypeptidase activity
Source: RefSeq, a predicted model, not a curated record
AUGCGAGUUGCUGGUGAGCCUGUGAUGAACGCGCAGCAGAGGCCUUGGCAGCCUUCCUCCCCGCAUCUGCGGGAUGAGUUGAGCUUACAAAUCAGCGUGCCUGUAGCCGUGUGUGUUCCAGAACAGGACGCCUGCUCGGAGGGGCUGAAGGAAGCCUGGCUGAGGGAAAAUAUACUUCUAUUUUCACAGAUUAAGCUGCCACCAAUGAUGGAAAUCAUAACGGCUGAACAGCUGAUGGAAUACUUAGGAGAUUAUAUUCUUGAUGCAAAACCUAAAGAGAUAUCUGAAAUUCAGCGUCUAAAUUAUGAACAGAACAUGAGUGAUGCAAUGGCGAUUCUACAUAAGUUACAGACAGGUCUGGAUGUCAAUGUGAAGUUUACAGGUGUACGAGUAUUUGAAUACACACCUGAAUGCAUAGUGUUUGAUCUUCUUGAUAUCCCCUUGUACCAUGGAUGGUUAGUGGACCCUCAGGUUGCCGACAUAGUAAAAGCAGUUGGUAACUGCAGUUACAAUCAGCUAGUGGAGAAGAUCAUUUCUUGUAAACAGUCAGACAACAGUGAACUGGUCAGUGAAGGAUUUGUAGCUGAGCAAUUUCUGAAUAACACAGCUACACAGUUGACAUACCAUGGACUGUGCGAAUUGACUUCAGCUGUCCAGGAGGGAGAGCUUUGUGUGUUCUUCAGGAACAACCAUUUUAGCACCAUGACCAAAUACAAGGGUCAGCUUUACCUGCUGGUAACAGACCAGGGCUUUCUUACAGAAGAAAAAGUUGUCUGGGAAAGCUUACACAACGUAGACGGUGAUGGAAACUUUUGUGAUUCUGAAUUCCACCUACGGCCUCCAUCGGACCCUGAAACUGUCUACAGAGGGCAGCAGGAUCAAAUAGAUCAAGAUUAUCUGAUGGCAUUGUCUCUACAACAAGAGCAGCAAAAUCAAGAGAUUAACUGGGAGCAGAUCCCAGAAGGAAUCAGUGAUCUAGAGCUAGCGAAGAAGCUCCAGGAAGAGGAGGACAGGAGAGCUUCCCAGUACUAUCAGGAACAAGAACAAGCAGCUGCUCAGGUCCAGCAGGUUCAAGGCGCUGCUUCUCCAGCAAGCGGAAGACAAUCUGGCAGCAAUGAGCGCAAACGUAAAGAGCCUCGGGAGAAAGAGAAAGAAAAAGAAAAGAAUAGCUGUGUUCUCUUGUAAGAGAAAAGUGGAUUUAGUCUGGACCCAAGUGCAUGUCCUCAGAAGCAAAACCAAGGAAUAAAAAGGAAGACAAACCCGUUACAUGCCGCCUGUGCCUGAUUACCCCAUGGAUUUUGUUCAUGUUUCAAGAGAAGAUGGGUGACUUUGUUACAAUCAUACAGACCUUCUUCAAAGUCAUAGUGCGUGCUGCUCAAGAUGGAAUUCCAAAUCACAGUUGGAUGCGGCUGUGCUUUGAGUUAGUCCUAAGAAAUACUGCACCUUGUAGCUGAACACACAAAUCAUGGCAAGUUUUGUGUCAUAGUGACAUCCAUUACUCGUUAUAUCAGUUAGUAAGCUAUUUUAUCUUCUACUCUAAAGAAAGGAGGUAAUUCAUUUUGUGCAAGACUUUUUUCCUGAAGUCUGCACACUAGCACAACAAGAGUUCUGUGUUCCUUACAUAGUAUGAAACUAUAUCGUAGGCCGGGUAUAGUCUUCACGACACAAGAGCCCAAAUAACAGCCGGGCACUGCCUCCUCAAUGUGUCCAGAUCUCUUUGCUUCUGGAUCUGGUAUGUUCCGUUUUUUGAACCCAGAUUUAUACUGUGUUACUGCUAUCAUUGCACCUCCUGGCCAGAUUUCUUGCCCCAAGAAGACGUGACUUGCUAGGCAUAGUACAAAAAAUUGUUGUAGAAAUUGGGGCAUUUAUUAAGAAGCAAGAUGAAUAUUGUUUGCUUUUCUUGCAAUUACGAACUGGGUAUGGCAACUCAGAUGUUAUCAGGGUUAAACAAGUAAUUUUAUAGGUAACUUUUCCAUUUAGUAUCUUUUCUCCUGUAGGUAAACUGGACCAGAUAAGUUCUUAUUUAUUGACCUCUCCAUAUGGUAGAUGAAUGAUGAGAGGGAACUAAGGUCUAUAAUAAAUGUUAUUCUAUGUAAGAAU